Messenger RNA from Gasterosteus aculeatus aculeatus (three-spined stickleback), 2313 nucleotides. NCBI's taxonomy places the organism in Eukaryota, Metazoa, Chordata, Actinopteri, Perciformes, Gasterosteidae. The record is from RefSeq and is a predicted model, not a curated record.
CUUUUCUCAUCACGGCCGUUUUCCGGCCUAAUUGAAACGUCUGCGCGCGCAGGAGCUGCGCAGGUGUUCCGCGGCCGUAAUUAAACGAAAACAACCCCCCGGCGCCCACGAGGGCAAACUACCCGCUGCUGUGAAACCCGUCCAUCACUACCCGGAGGCAGCAGCUAUUAAAACGAGCCAUGAACGGCAGUGGACCAGCGUACCCCCUCGCCUCGCUGUAUGUAGGCGACCUGCACCCCGACGUCACGGAGGCCAUGCUCUACCAGAAGUUUUCUCCUGCCGGACCAAUCAUGUCGAUCCGUGUUUGCCGGGAUAUCAUCACCCGCAGAUCUCUGGGAUAUGCCUACAUCAACUUCCAGCAACCGGCUGAUGCGGAGUGCGCCCUGGAUACAAUGAACUACGACGUUAUCAAGGGUCGGCCGAUCCGUAUAAUGUGGUCUCAGCGGGACCCGGGACUCAGGAAGUCCGGUGUGGGAAACAUCUUUAUCAAGAACAUGGACGAGUCCAUUGACAACAAGGCGCUGUACGACACCUUCUCGGCCUUUGGCAAUAUUUUGUCCUGCAAGGUUGUUUGUGACGAGAAAGGGUCCAAAGGCUACGGAUUCGUUCACUUUGAGACCCACGAGGCUGCAAACCGAGCCAUCGACACCAUGAACGGGAUGCUGCUCAAUGAUAGGAAAGUUCAAAAGACAGGAAAUCAUUUGGAAUCUGGCAUUGUCAACCCAAAGGCCCGUUCUCUGGGGGAAACAUGUCAGUUGUCCCUGCGUAGUUUUGUCGGCCACUUUAAGUCGCGUAAGGAGAGGGAGAUGGAGUUCGGCUCCAAAGCUAUGAAGUUCACCAACGUCUACAUUAAAAACUUUGGUGAAGACUACACGGACGAGAAGCUCAAGGAACUCUUUACUGCAUUUGGAAGGACUCUCAGUGUGCGCGUGAUGAAGGACGAGAGGGGCCGAUCACGAGGGUUUGGCUUCGUAAACUACGCCGACCACGAGGAUGCUCAGAAGGCCGUGGACGAGAUGAACGGAAAGGAUCUCAACGGGAAAGUCCUCUACGUGGGUCGAGCUCAGAAGCGCCUGGAGCGACAGGGCGAACUCAAGCGCAAGUUUGACCAGAUCAAACAGGAUCGCAUCCAGCGCUAUCAGGGGGUGAAUCUCUACGUGAAGAACUUGGACGACGGCAUCGAUGACGAGCGCCUCCGGAAGGAGUUCGCCCCCUACGGGACCAUCACCAGCGCCAAGGUCAUGACCGACGGCUCCCAGAGCAAAGGCUUCGGCUUCGUCUGCUUCUCUUCGCCGGAGGAGGCCACCAAGGCGGUGACUGAGAUGAACGGGAGGAUCGUGGCCACCAAGCCGCUGUACGUGGCGCUGGCUCAGCGGAGGGAGGAGCGCAAGGCCAUCCUCACCAACAAGUACAUGCAGAGGCUGGCCUCCCUGAGGACCAUGACGAGUCCCGUCAUCGACUCGUACCAGCAGGCCGGCUACUACAUGACGGUGCCUCAGCCUCCGACCCGCUCCUUCUACAACCAGAACGCCGUCAGCAACAUGAGGCCGGUGCCGCGCUGGACCGGACAGCCCCCCCGGAUGCAGGGUCCCUACUCGGCGCAGUUCGUCGGCCCGGCCGCCCCCCGCCGCGGGUCGACCCCCAUCGCCACGGUGCGACAGGCCUCCACCCAGGCGCCGCGCAUCCUCAGCUCCUCCCAGAAGACGAGUAACAUCGGCACCCAGACCGGGGGAGGACGCGGCGACGCGUCCAGAGGGGGUCAGUACAAGUACUCGCCGGCGGUGAGGAACGUCCAGCAGGUCGUUAGUCUGCCCGCCCCCAUGACCAGAAUACAGGUCCAGCUUUCUGCUCCUCAGGUCUACCCCGCUCCCGUGAUGGAGCCCCCCGUGCACCUGCAGGCCCACGUGCACCUGCAGGCCCACGAGCCGCUCACCACCUCCAUGCUGGCCGCCGCUCCGCCCAUGGAUCAGAAACAGCUCCUCGGGGAGCGAUUGUACCCAGUGAUCCAUUCCCUUCAUCCCAACCUGGCCGGGAAAAUCACCGGCAUGCUGCUAGAGAUCGACAACUCGGAGCUGCUGCACAUGCUGGAGACUCCAGAGUCCCUGCACUCUAAGGUGGACGAGGCGAUCGCCGUGUUGCAGGCUCACCAGGCCAAGGAUUGCUCUCACUAGUGAAGAGUCCUUUCAGAUGUCAUCGACUUUCUGGAAGAAGAAAAAAUGAGAAAUUUUGAAUAAGGAAAUGUGAAAGAUUUAAAACUAUUUUGUUGCAAAUACCUUUUUGUUAGAAGUAAAAGUUCACAGUAUAUGCAUUAAA